Messenger RNA from Oreochromis aureus, 2119 nucleotides. It is a transcript of the gene gpr184, whose product is annotated as G protein-coupled receptor 184. Bases 551 to 1597 code for a protein of 348 amino acids. The record is from RefSeq and is a predicted model, not a curated record. The transcript is spliced from 4 exons. Gene Ontology annotation, cellular component: membrane. Gene Ontology annotation, molecular function: G protein-coupled receptor activity. Gene Ontology annotation, biological process: negative regulation of G2/M transition of mitotic cell cycle; G1/S transition of mitotic cell cycle; G protein-coupled receptor signaling pathway. NCBI's taxonomy places the organism in Eukaryota, Metazoa, Chordata, Actinopteri, Cichliformes, Cichlidae.
ACCUCCCUCCUCCUACGUGUGUCUUCCCCUUUCUGUACUUCACCCUUCCACACUUCUUACUGACAUUUCAGCUGUGUCAACGGGAACUAGCAACGAGAGCAAACUACACAGUACAGAGAAAAACAACCUCUUGCAUCUGUAGCUAUUGAAUUGGCUGUUAAUGAUCUGGCUCAGCAUUCAUUUGAGAUCAUGAGGAACUGCAGUGGCUUGGCUGCAUGUCAGCAGCUCUGAAAAGUCUCUUCUGAAGCUUUUUUUCUGACCUGGACUGAACUCUGCUGAACCUGAAGCAGGUCUGGAAUGCGUCUAACACUCUUCACCCACUGGACAGCUUUCUACAAGAUACACCUUUCUAUCAACAAACAACAGUGGACUGUUGUCAAGGGAAAGAUGGCAUGCUUGAGGCGAUCGGUGGUCAGCACAGCACGCUGGAGAGGGCAACAGAAAACUGCUCUGCAAGAAGAAACUGUGGACUGCUAUACCUUUGAAACACCACUUUGGUAUGAGGGAGGUGAAUUUUUAACCAGGGGAGUUCCAGCUAACUAAAGGAACCAUGAACUCCACUUUAAAACCAGAAACAGGCAACAACUCAACAUGCGUUAAGAUUGGAGAGAGUGUUGUCAGUGACUUUCUGAUGUCUGUUUACAUACUGGCCUUUGUUUUUGGUUUGAUCUUCAAUGUACUGACCCUGGGCCCCAUCAUUCAACAAGUGAAGCAAAAAAAUGUCCUGGGAAUCUUCCUGCUCAACCUGUCUAUCUCUGACAUCCUUUUUGUCAUCACUAUGCCCCUUUGGAUAAAUUAUUACCGGUUUGACCACCGCUGGAUGCUAGGUUCUUGGUCCUGCAGUGUAGCUGGCUUUGUCUACUACUCUAAUAUGUAUAUCAGCAUCUACCUGCUUUGCUGUAUCUCUUUGGACCGCUGUCUGGUGGUCAGUUACCCACUCCGCUUCAAGACACACCGAACGUCUUGCUACGCCUGGAUGCAGUGUAUCGUAGUUUAUGCGGUAGUGGUGGUGAUACACAUCAUAAUGCUGGUCUCUGACAAUCUCAAAGAUGCCCAUGAUGAGAACAACAAUAAUGACCGUUGUUAUGAGACCUACCCCUUGGAGAAGCCUAUUGCUCUAUUCAACUUGCUCAGAGUAGGCUUUGGCUUCCUGCUACCCCUGCUAGUACUGGCAGUGAGCUACUGGAGGGUGCUAGCCACUGUGGGCCAAAGUCCCGGCCUGAGCGCCCAGGCUAAGAGGAAGGUCCGUCUUCUCUCCUUUGGAGUCAUUGGGAUCUUCUCAGUUUGCUUUGCUCCAUAUCAUAUUCUUUUGCUCAUACGCUCACUAGUAUUUUAUAACAACAAUUUUGAUACGAGUAACAAUGGGAGUUACUGCAAGUUUGAAGAACAAAUGCACUUCGUCUUCUCCUGUACGCUGGCACUGUCCAGUUUGAAUGCUGUGGUGGACCCGGUGCUGUAUGUGUUGGUGAGUAACGGAGUCUGGGAGCAGAUCAAACUAACCUGGAGAAGCCGCAGACGGACAGGACAAGAAGACUGUGCACUAACUGCUUACAAAAGAGGAAAAGCUGCCACUACUACGACUACUAAUUUAAUAUGAAUAAUAAGCUAUAUGUGAUAGACAAGUGUACAACUGUAUGUGUGUGAGUGUGCAUUGGCAAAAUAUAGGAUUUUGCAUGGCAGCUUUUUCAAAUAAAGUCUUCCUCUCAUGAGUUAAGUAGCAGGAUUAUUUCCAUCCCACUUGUGUAUGUUGUUUUGUGUAUGUAUAAAAGGCAAUCUUUGUGGUUACAUUUGUAUGUUAUAUCAUGCACAGUGUUAGGAGGAAGCUGAAUAAUGUAUGCAUCUCAGUCCUGGUUAAUGUGAUUGUAGUCUCGGGUUCUGCUCUCCCACAAGUUCUUCAGUGGAAGCCACUUCUGGUUUUGUUUUUAGACUCUGUUGUAGCAACUGAAGAGCACUUGUAUUUUUUUGUCCAAUCUAUGCAAUCAUAGCGUGACUGAGCAACCCUGAUAUAGUUAAAUAUGCAUUACCUCCAAUGCAUGCCAUACAAAGCCUUUAUUAGCAUAACUUUGUGUGCCCAGUGUCUAACAUAUUUAACAAGAAAUAAAUCAGUAUUAUGUCCAGG